This is a messenger RNA of Manacus vitellinus (golden-collared manakin), 1304 nucleotides long. It is a transcript of the gene PEX2, whose product is annotated as peroxisomal biogenesis factor 2. The record is from RefSeq and is a predicted model, not a curated record. The transcript is spliced from 3 exons. NCBI's taxonomy places the organism in Eukaryota, Metazoa, Chordata, Aves, Passeriformes, Pipridae. Bases 245 to 1159 code for a protein of 304 amino acids. Gene Ontology annotation, molecular function: zinc ion binding. Gene Ontology annotation, cellular component: peroxisomal membrane. Gene Ontology annotation, biological process: protein import into peroxisome matrix.
GGGUCAGUCCCCGGCUGUGCUCCGGGGCCUGCCUGUAGGAACUUGUGUUCAGCCUCCUGCCCUCCCCGUGCGGCUCCCUGCCGGGAGUCCCGCUGGCGCUCAGGCUCCUGGUGCAGCAGAGGGAUGGCGAGGGCUUCUGGCUAGGCCCGGGCGUGCGGGAAGAGAGGACGGAACCUGGGGACAAGCUCCAUAGAGAGGAGAAGGUAGUUUUGAAUGGAAGAAAGAAAGUUUUUUCUCUGAAGAAAUGGCCUCCAGCACUGGAGAUGAAAAGGGCGUGAAUCCUGUGCUCAGAAUAAGUCAACUUGAUGCUCUUGAACUAAACAAAGCCCUGGAACAACUCGUGUGGUCCCAGUUUACCAACUGUUUUCAUGGAUUUAAACCAGGGGUGUUGGCUCACUUUGAACCAGAAGUAAAAGCAUUUUUAUGUCUUAUAUUAUGGAGAUUCACUAUCUAUUCCAAGAAUGCAACUGUGGGACAGAGUAUUCUGAAUAUUCAAUACAAGAAUAACUUAUCUCAGACAGAGAAAUACCAACCUCUGAGCAAACAACAAAAGUUAUGGUAUCUUAUUUUCACUGUUGGUGGAAGAUGGUUGGAAGAAAGAUGUUAUGAUUUAUUUAGCAAUCGUCAACAACAAUCUUUCUCCAAAAUUAAGAGCUAUAUUAGCUUUGGAGCUGGACUUCUAAAACUUUGUGGAGUUCUAAAUUUUCUGAUUUUUCUUCGGAAAGGAACAUUUGCAACACUUACAGAACGCAUUCUAGGAAUUAGGUCAGUUUUUUGCAAGCCGCAAAGUGUUCGUCAGGUAGGAUUUGAAUACAUGAAUAGGGAGCUCUUAUGGCAUGGCUUUGCUGAAUUUCUGAUUUAUCUACUGCCACUUAUUAAUGUACAGAAACUGAAACUUAAAAUUUCUUCUUGGUGUUUGCCUAUUGCAGGUCUUUCCAAUAGUGAAAACACAUUAGCAAACCACUGCAGGGAAUGUUCACUGUGUGGGGAAUGGCCUACCAUGCCUCAUACCAUAGGCUGUCCACAUGUUUUUUGUUACUACUGUAUUAAAAGUAACUACUUAUUUGAUAUGUAUUUUACAUGUCCUAAAUGUGGCUCAGAGGUACACACUCUUCAACCACUGAAGUAUAAAAUUGAAAUGACAGAAUUGCAUGUCUGAUAUGCGGUUGAUUUUGUUUUAUACAAUAAAUGAAAUAUAUUGAAGAGAUUAAUGGAAGAAUUCAGGGGCUAUCGGAAGCUUAAAGAUGGUUUUGGAGACUCUGUAAUUUGUCGUAACAUAUAUUUUUACUGCUCUUAGGUUUUUU